CCUGCAGUCACACUGGGAAACGCAAACAGAAGAGAAGAGGACAGCGCAGAAAUAAAGAGGCUUGUUUUAAAACAUGAAGCAUUUGACGUGGAUCAGCGCUCUGUCAUUUCUGCUUUAUUUCUCCUCAGGAUCUGCAGACUACAGACAAAGGCGUCAGAUCCCAGCGAGGAGUUUGGCAGGUGUUUGCCGUUACGGCAGCAGGCUGGAGUGCUGCUACGGAUGGAAGAAAAACAGCAAAGGACACUGUGAAGCUCAGUGUGACCUGGGAUGCAAACACGGCGAGUGUGUCGGCCCCAACAAAUGCAAGUGCUUCCCUGGAUACACCGGAAAAACAUGUACUCAAGAUCUGAAUGAGUGCGGUCUAAAGCCUCGGCCCUGUGAACAUCGCUGUAUGAACACCUUUGGUAGCUACAUGUGCUACUGCUUAAACGGAUACAUGCUGAUGCCUGAUGGCUCCUGCGCAAACUCGAGGACGUGUUCUCUGGCUCACUGUCAGUACGGCUGUGAGGAGGUGCAGGGCGAGGUCCGCUGUCUCUGUCCGUCUCCUGGCCUGCAGCUGGGAUCUGAUGGGAAGACCUGUGUGGACAUUGAUGAAUGUGCAACUGGGAAAAACCAGUGUCCGUUCAACCGUCAGUGCACCAACACGUUUGGAAGCUACUACUGCAAGUGCCAGAUGGGUUACGAUCUCAAAUACGUCAGUGGAAAAUACGACUGUGUUGAUAUUAAUGAAUGCGUGUCCAAUACACAUAAGUGCAGUCAUCACGCCGAGUGCAUCAACACUCAUGGAUCCUACAAGUGUAAAUGCAAGCAGGGUUUCCGUGGCAGUGGAUUUGAUUGUUCAGUCAAGCCUUUUUAUCACAGAUCCUGGGAAGGUGAGAAAGGAAAUGCAGAUGUGUUUCUCAAUGCUAUUCCUGAUUUCCCCUCCAAAACUCGUAUUCUGGGCGGCAAGUUUGACAACACCAUCCCCGAGCCUGCGGUGACCGGAUCUCCACGACUCCACCCGCAGCCCUUCGACUACGACGGCCCUUCGGAGCAGACGCCCGUGUUUCCAGAGGAGGAGAAGUUUUAUGAUGAAGAAGAUGAGGAGGAGGAGGAAGAGGAAGAUGACACAGGAAACCAGCUGGAGGGCGAGGAGCUGAACCCCAGAGGAGAUGCUUUCUUUCCAGAUGAUUUUGUGCCUGUUUACGGUCCAGAAUCUGAGCCGAAGGAGAUCCAGGCAGCGCCGCUGAAGGAAAGAUUCCUGACAGACUGUGACUUUGAUCGCGGUGCGUGUGAAUGGGUGCAGGAUAAUGAAGACGAUCUGGACUGGACCAUCAAAUAUCAUGAAAACGGUACAGACUCACAUGAGCGUUAA
Molecule: messenger RNA, 1354 nt
Organism: Sinocyclocheilus rhinocerous
Lineage: Eukaryota; Metazoa; Chordata; Actinopteri; Cypriniformes; Cyprinidae
Product: epidermal growth factor-like protein 6
Exons: 11
Coding region: 74-1354 (426 amino acids)
Cellular component (GO): membrane
Molecular function (GO): calcium ion binding
Source: RefSeq, a predicted model, not a curated record